Paramecium tetraurelia is the source of this 1155-nucleotide messenger RNA. RefSeq lists its product as uncharacterized. The transcript has 2 exons. Lineage: Eukaryota; Ciliophora; Oligohymenophorea; Peniculida; Parameciidae. The record is from RefSeq and is a predicted model, not a curated record.
AUGUCCAUAAAAGUUUCAGAGUUUUUGUAAAUGGAUAGAUUAAAAGAUUAUUUUUAAAAAAUAUAAGAGGAGGAAGAUAGAAAAUAAAAGAUUUAGGAACUUACUUCAAAGUUACUAGAUAAAUCACAAAAGAGACUUAAAUUGUAGAAUAGAAAAUAACGAGUUGAUUAGAGAUUUAAUGAUAAACUAAAAAAUAUGAAAGAGCUCAAUACAUUUAUUGAUGUCAGACAAAAAAUUGUUGAAUCUAAUGUAUUGAAUGAUGUGAAGUUAAUCGAUUAAAUAUAAAUGGAAUUUAAUAAUACAAAAACGAAGAACGAAGAGGAAUGGUUAUAGAAACAAUUGAAUUAUGAUCCCGCUAAAAAGGCUUAGAAAAGACUCUCCUUCUCAACAUAUUCAACCAAGAACAUCUCAUCAUUGAGUACCGCUGCUCCAAUGAAAAGAGUGCUUGACAAUACUUUUCUUACUUAAUCCAUAUAGAACUUCGUAACUGACCCCAAAUCUACUGCAUCAUAAUUAGGCAAUGGUACAUAUAAUCUUGACACCUUGGUUGAGAAUGGCUUACUUUCUAAAAAUUAGAAUUCAAUCAAACUCACAGUCUCUAAAUAUUAUUCAAAAUAUUAAAAUAAGACCAAUGAAUUCAUUAAGAAUAUGAAAUUACACUGUAUUGCAAAAUAUAAGCCAAUCUAAGAGUAAAUGAACAAAAAAGAAAACAAACUGUCAAUUAAUCCUCAAUAUACACCAAAUCAUCAAAGAGGAAGACCCCAAACCUGUUUCAUUAGUGAGACUCUUUAAUUAAGAUCUUAGAAAAAAGAAAUUCAAUAGUAAUCACAUUCAGAAAAUUAAAAAACUGUGCUUAAAGAGAAUGUGAACAGCAAUGCUGAAAGAUCUUCCAUUGAAAGAACAAAAAAACUAUAAACAAUGAUAAACUUCUAUGAAAAUUAAAGUGGGUAGGUUGAUAAGAGGUUCAAAACCCCGUAGUAUCGUAAGAGGAUAGGUUAAUCUUUUCUUAAGUUUAAUAAGUCUUUAACAGAAGUGGAAUCGGAACUAAAUAAAUCUAGUUAGAGUAACAAUGACAUCUUAAGGAAGAUGGAAUCUAUUGUAACUGAUGUUUAUGAUAGAUAUUAAACAUAAUACAGCUCUUAUAAUUUUUAUUGA